AUGUCUCUGGUGGCCCCAACACACACAACGUCCAGGGGCCAUGUGGUCUUGCAGCCUACCUAUUUCACGUCUUCACUGUUCGUGGACCCCGCACGUGAAGACAUAAGUAACCUUAUCCUUGUCUACACCGAGCGAUAUGCCAGAUCUCCCCCUCCUCAGCCUUUUACCCUGUUCAAGGAUAUCUGGAGCAACCACGGAUGGUCAUGGUUGCAUUUCAAGGUUUUUGAUGCCAGAUCUCGCGAUGCCUUUCUUAAAGUCACUAUGCGACUCUUCUCAGAACGGUUAGCGGAAUCCGAGUCUCCUCUUAUCAGAGCUGCUGCUCUAUUUGGUCUUUACACGUUCUUUGCGACUCAGCCAUCAUCAUCGGCUCCGCCGUUGCAUGCUCUCGCUCAUCUUCCCGUGACAAUCGACAUGUAUCAGUCUCUACUGAAGCUACCCGACGUGCUCGAAACGGAUUUCCUGCGCCCUUUAAGACCCCACGUAACAUACGUACUUUCCGCCUUACAAAAAGCUCAGUUCUUUCACGUGCUCCCUCCGUCUAAUUUGUAUCCGCAUAGCCCGCGAGAAUUACCUAGGGAAAAAUUCAUUUCAGACAUCGCAGAUGGGUAUGAACAAGUAGCAUCUACUACUACAAAUGCGCCCAAGAAGAAAGGCCGACCGUCAAAGUAUGAUAAGGUGAAGAAAUCCAAGGACGCUGUCGUUGCGCUGGACAAGUGGCUAGACAAAACUGCAUACACACAUCAAGCACCUCAGGCUACAGGUGCCGAGGCACCACAGCCUGUCACUACGCAUAUUCUACUUUCACAUCCGCCAAGUACGACACGGAAUAAUUAUCGAGCGAAAAAAUCGGAGUUGCUAGAGAAGCUUGAGCCCGAUUAUCCGUAUGUGAUGACCGAGGCAUUAGGACGAGCAGCUUUGGAACGAGCGAACCAGGGGGUUGUGAGCAGGUUACAAAAAAUUGAUGAGGAAGCGGCAGCAAAGGGAAUGGAGAUUGGGGGAGAGGGCGGUGAGCGGACAGGAUUACGUCGCGUAGAGAGAGCUGCUGAUGAGCUUGGUAAAAUUGGGUCACUGGGGGGUCGGGGUGGUCUACUUGGUUUGUUGGAAGGGGCGGGAAUUGGUCAGGAACGGUAA
Suillus clintonianus is the source of this 1131-nucleotide messenger RNA. RefSeq lists its product as uncharacterized. The transcript is spliced from 3 exons. The record is from RefSeq and is a predicted model, not a curated record. NCBI's taxonomy places the organism in Eukaryota, Fungi, Basidiomycota, Agaricomycetes, Boletales, Suillaceae. The coding region runs from base 1 to 1131 and encodes 376 amino acids.